AUGAAUGGCGAUGAUGAUGAUGAUGAUGAUGAUAAUGUUCACGAUAGCAUCGGCAGUAGUGCAACAUUACCAAAUGCCAAUAAAAAUGACAAAAGUAGGAAUUCUCUACUCUGUUUUAAAAGAAAGAAGUCACCAUACAAGACUAAAGGUACCACGCCUAGUGACAGUAAAAUUAAGAAACCUACACUUUCAACAAAGCCUUCCAGUGAAGCUACACUUUCAAAAGAUACAACCCCUAUAAAACAUCAAGCUAAAACGUCAAGAAAUUCGCCAAUAUCUUUCACAAACAUUACUGAAAUAUCUCUGUCUAAAAAAGAAGACGAAGUAAACAGGAAGUCAUUCAAGGAUGAAGACCAUGGCGUCACUGGAACUACAAUACAACACAGAGAUAUCGAAUCACAUGAACCUGUGAAAACUGAAGUUGAAGAGGUUGAAAAGUUAUCACUGGAAGAGUAUGUUCUACUUCAGGAGAAUUUCGACUAUUAUAACAGAAAUUCAGACCAAAGACAAGAAGAGCAGCUGGAACAACCACAACCACCACCACCUCAACAGCAACCACAACAGAUGAGUUCGGAUGAUCAAGAACUCAUCAAAAGUAAAGAUGUACCAUUUGACGGAAACCUGUGCAAAAUGCAAUCAUCACAAGAUGAUGAUAUAAGCAAAUCACCCUAUUUGCCUGUUCUAACUGACCAAAAUGAAAAUCUACAAAAUUAUCCAACAUCAGUAGGUACUGAACAGUUUGCGAUACAAAAAUAUCCCCUUGAAUGUUGUGAAUGCUGUCGAAAUCAUCAUCUUUCUAUUACAUAUUGUUCUCCAUCCUUAUUACCAGAUGACUCUGAUGCAGUGCUGAAAGAAGAAAAUAUCAUCCCGGGUACUUUAAAUUUAAGAAUAGUCCAGUCAAUUGAUAAUACUGAACAUGCACUUGCAGAGAAUAAAAUUUCCUUGAAUACAUUAUUUCAACCAGAUGUUGAAAUACUGGAUGAAUUAGAUCCAGUGAAUGCGGUGUAA
Trichobilharzia szidati is the source of this 1008-nucleotide messenger RNA. NCBI's taxonomy places the organism in Eukaryota, Metazoa, Platyhelminthes, Trematoda, Strigeidida, Schistosomatidae. The record is from the annotation of a GenBank genome assembly.